Brenthis ino (lesser marbled fritillary) is the source of this 870-nucleotide messenger RNA. Lineage: Eukaryota; Metazoa; Arthropoda; Insecta; Lepidoptera; Nymphalidae. The record is from the annotation of a GenBank genome assembly.
AUGUCAUUUCAAGAAAUAGCUUUCAAGGCGGAGCUCGACAGGCACGUCGAUCCGGAGUGCGAGUACCAGGCUCGCAUACUAUGCGAGGAGGACCCCGCCACACGCGCAUGCCUCAUAGAAGAGCUGAGAUAUAUGAUUUAUGAGCGAGGUGAAUGCCACCCACCACGCAUGGAUGACGCAUUCUUACUACGUUUCCUGCGCGCGCGCCGCUUUAUACCUGCGAGAGCACACCGCCUGGUGGUGCGUUAUUGCAAAUUCCGUGAACAAAAUCCUCACUUAUGGCGUAAUGUAUAUUGGUUUGGACUUGAAAGACUAGACGAUGUCUACGAAGGGGUUCUCUUUGAUAGACCAGAUGUUGGUAGACUUAUUAUUUGUAGAUUAGGUAAAUGGGAUCCAAAUAUAUUUCCAGUAGAGGAAUUGGUAAGAGGUUGCCUCCUCCUCUUAGAGGUUGGCAUAAUGCAGCCAAAAUUACAAGUGUUAGGAGGGACCGCGCUCCUCGACUGUGAGGGCAUUAGUUUAAAACACAUGAGACAACUAACGCCAUCUGUCGCAAUGCAGAUUAUGGAUGUUAUGGGUUUGGCCUUCCCGGUCCACCAGCGCGGCAUCCACAUAAUCAAUUGUUCCAGAUUCAUUGAGAAGUUGUUCUCUGUGUUUAGAAGAAUUGCGCCCGCAGAUAUAUGGGAGAGAGUUUACUUUCAUGGAUAUGACUUAAGUUCUCUUCAUAGGUACAUAGAUCCAGAGUGUCUCCCAACUCGAUACGGUGGUCACCGGCAGUCCGUUUCGCUAAGAGACUGGCUACAUAAGAUCAAACAGUACAAAAAUAAGCAGUUCGAUGAAGAUAUGAGGACUUUAGGUUACGCUGUUGAUGAA